AUGGCCGAGCGCCACGGAGGUCGAGCCGCCGCCGCGUUCCCCGCCCUCGGAGCCCUCUCCACCCUGACCGCGCCCCACCUUAUUCGCCUCGCUUCCCUCUGCGUCCUACGCACGCUCGCAGGACGAAUCCGAGCCGCGACGCGCCGUUUCCGCCGCUCUGCCAUCGUCCUCGCAGCCGACAGCCGCGAACGAAAUCCAUGGUGA
Miscanthus lutarioriparius is the source of this 204-nucleotide messenger RNA. NCBI's taxonomy places the organism in Eukaryota, Viridiplantae, Streptophyta, Magnoliopsida, Poales, Poaceae. The record is from the annotation of a GenBank genome assembly.